AUGGACCCCAUCGUGAUAAAAGUCCCAAAGGAGAUGGACAAGAUGAAUCCGAUAAACUUUUACCUUUACACAAACAGGAGCCUACGGCCGCUGCCGAUAAAGAAGCUAAUAGGUUACAGGGAGGUCCCGCAGAAAUAUGGAUACGGGCCGCAGAAGGAAAUACUGCUGGAUAACCAGAACAUAGGAAGGCUGGUGGAAUACAGAGAAACCCUCCCAAGUCUGUCGGAUAGAAGAAGAAUGGUG
Messenger RNA from Iphiclides podalirius (scarce swallowtail), 243 nucleotides. NCBI's taxonomy places the organism in Eukaryota, Metazoa, Arthropoda, Insecta, Lepidoptera, Papilionidae. The record is from the annotation of a GenBank genome assembly.